AAUCCCCAAAUCCAAAAUCAAAAGCUGAGAAAAAGUAGGGUUAGAGAUUUUCUUUACUUCGAUUCGUAAUCAGCUUCGAUCGAUCGAUUCUUUCGGACACGAAGCUGAAACGCGAGCUGUGAAUCAAUGGCGACACAAACGAUAAAACGAAAGCCGGUGUUCGUGAAGGCCGAUCAGCUGAAACCAGGAACAAGCGGACACACUCUGACAGUGAAGGUGGUGAGCUCUUCACCGGUGAAGACUGUCCCCAGCCGCGGUAGUCGAUCGUCGGUGAUUGCUUCUCGCCCCUCCCGUAUCGCUGAAUGCGUCGUUGGAGAUGAAACUGCGGUGAUAAUCUUCACCGCUCGCAACGAACAGGUGGACCUCAUGAACCCUGGUGCAACUAUAAUUCUGCGUAAUGCCAAGAUUGACAUGUUCAAGGGAUCUAUGAGGCUGGCAGUUGAUAGGUGGGGUCGUAUAGAGGUCACAGAACCUGCAAAUUUUGAAGUUAGAGAAGAUAACAAUCUUUCGUUAGUUGAAUAUGAGUUGGUCACUGUCCCUCAAGAGUGAUUUUAGCUUACAAAUUUUUCAAGGGGUUCCAAUUUUUGUUUGACCAUGGUAAAAUUGACUGCUGUGCAGGUUCUUAUAUGAUACAGUCUUGAUUAUUAGUCUUAAGAAUGCUGUGGUUAAUGCUAAGAUUUAUAUUUCAGGUCAUUUUUUAAAAA
This is a messenger RNA of Vicia villosa (hairy vetch), 704 nucleotides long. RefSeq lists its product as uncharacterized. The coding region runs from base 127 to 549 and encodes 140 amino acids. The transcript has 2 exons. Lineage: Eukaryota; Viridiplantae; Streptophyta; Magnoliopsida; Fabales; Fabaceae. The record is from RefSeq and is a predicted model, not a curated record.